Molecule: messenger RNA, 1191 nt
Organism: Cladophialophora psammophila CBS 110553
Lineage: Eukaryota; Fungi; Ascomycota; Eurotiomycetes; Chaetothyriales; Herpotrichiellaceae
Exons: 2
Coding region: 1-1191 (396 amino acids)
Biological process (GO): hydrogen sulfide metabolic process; glutathione metabolic process
Molecular function (GO): sulfur dioxygenase activity
Source: RefSeq, a predicted model, not a curated record
AUGCAGUCGCUCCGACCUCACAUCACCAGCAGCUCCCAGGUCACCAGGAGGUUGCUGUUGACACCAACCGCCGCCACCCCGGCUUCAACCUUUGUCAAUUCCAGCAGGCAACUUCGCCUUUCAUCCCACCAGGCGGAGCACAAGGCUACAUACACCACCCAGGCGUCUUUGGGAAAUGGAUCUGUCCGCAACGCUUUCCCGAGAAGAGCACCUGUCUGUGGACCUUCUGGCCAUCAACCUGCCCGACAGACUCAGUGGGCCGUCAAGAGUCGAGCUUUGUACAGUACCGAAGCCCCGGUGGCCCCGGAACCCAUUGUUCACGAUGUCUUUGAGACCAAAACAGGCACAUGGCAGUACGUGGUCGCGGAUCCGUCCACGCUGACCGCUGUCAUUAUCGACCCUGUCUUGGAUUAUGAUCCAGCCACCCAGGUAGUGACUACCCAGAGCGCCGAUGCUUUGAUUUCGUUGGUCAAAGAAAAGGGCUAUACUGUCGACAUGAUUCUCGAAACACAUGCCCAUGCGGACCAUUUGACCGCAGCAUCGUAUCUCCAGAAUCACCUUGCCCAAGAGCAAGAUCAAAUUCCCAUUAUCGGCAUCGGGAAGCGCAUCGGCGCUGUGCAGAAAUUGUUUGCCGAGCGAUACGGAGUUCCCGCCGACGAAUACGAGGGCAUAUUUGACAGACUAUUUGAGGACGACGAGACAUUUAACAUUGGGGAACUGAAGGCAACGGCAAUCCACCUCCCUGGUCACACUCCCGACCAUCUUGGUUACAAGAUCGGAGAUAACGUAUUUUGCGGCGACUCCAUUUUCCAUGCGGACAUAGGCACCGCACGCUGCGAUUUCCCUGGUGGCAGCGCUAGAGAUCUUUUCAAGUCGGGGCGAAAACUCCUUGCCUUGCCAGAUCACGUAAAAAUCUGGACGGGACAUGACUAUCCGCCGGCGGGGCGCGAUGAUCCCGUGCCAUGGAUGAGCGUAGAGCAGCACAGGCAACGGAACAAACACUUGAAGGACGGCACUACCGAGGAGGAGUUUGUGACUCGGCGGAACGAACGGGACGCGGGGUUGGCAGAGCCCAGGCUAAUGCACCAGUCCUUGCAAAUGAAUAUCCGGGCAGGCAGGCUUCCUAAGGCGACGCAGCAAGGGUUUCGGAUGCUCCAUCUUCCCCUAAAGCCAAAGACGUUGGAGUGGUGA